This is a messenger RNA of Trichoderma aggressivum f. europaeum, 2724 nucleotides long. RefSeq lists its product as uncharacterized. NCBI's taxonomy places the organism in Eukaryota, Fungi, Ascomycota, Sordariomycetes, Hypocreales, Hypocreaceae. Bases 1 to 2724 code for a protein of 907 amino acids. The transcript has 3 exons. Gene Ontology annotation, biological process: retrograde vesicle-mediated transport, Golgi to endoplasmic reticulum. The record is from RefSeq and is a predicted model, not a curated record.
AUGAGCUCCUCGCUCUCACCCGGAAAGGUGUUACUUCUUGCCGCCCACUAUGCAACACACGGCGAUAUUGAGAGCUUGGCCCGCCUGUCCAGUCAGCGAGCCAAAGUGCUGCAUAAAGAGCUACUGUUGAGGAUUAUUCUUACUUACUUGCCUGAAACUGUGAAGCCUUCUGUCUAUGUUGGCUUCUUACUCGCACUCGCUGGAGAUCAUCUUGAGGAGUACAAUGAGGGCGAAUUGGACACAACUCCUGUUGACGACUUGUCCGAAGAUGAAGCUUCCAAGAAGGCAAGAAAGCUACACCUGCAGCAACUUACGUCUGCCGAUGCUCCAGUCAGCUUCCAAGACGAUCCGAUAACCAAAUUCCUUAUCCAGAGGUCAUAUAAGAUGGAUAGCGAAACUGGCCUUCUCUCACAAGUUCCAAGUUUACUGGCCAUAUUUCAAUCCCGUUCACCGGAACUAUCAUCCUGGGUUACGUCGACAGUGCUUCCGUAUGUAAGGAGAAACGUGGAGUAUUAUAGAGAUGAGAUUCCUCCACACUCUCUUCUCGACUUUCAAAAGCUCUCGGAUCCAGCCGCCAUGCUGUAUUUACUGUCACGGACUGGAAGUCGCGAGGAGGAUAUAGCCUUCAUCGGCCGUGAUAUUAGAGGCUUGGUUGGGCCAUGGCUCCAAGGGAAGUCCCGGUGGACGACCAAACUCACCAGUGGCGAGCAUACCGCCAAGGACGCGGGACCGCCAUUGUCUGCUGGGUGGGAGCAAUUUCUCGAAUGGCUUGUGAGCCAAGCAACUUCUUCGUGGCCCGUCGUCGUCGCCUUAACCGAGCAAUGGGGAGGGCCCGCGGACCUGGAUCUAGGGGAGGCGGCCGGCUUGGAAUUCACAGAGUCUCAGCAACAGUAUUUACUACGCAGCUAUGCACGAGCGAUACUUGCGUCAGCAUACCUAGUAUCUGAAGCCACGGUCGGAGCACUUCCAGGCGCCUAUCAGAUGGCAAUCAAGAUGAGACGGAUGCUAGGCUAUAGUGAGGUUCCUCCCACACUGGAGAUGGCCAUCUCUGUACUACCCAGCCUGUCGGGGUUUGAUGUGUCCUCACUCAUUGGCAUGAAGACUGCGACAUAUAUGAGGAACGAUCUACUUGAAGAAAAGAAUCCAUUAACUUCUCCUACAGAGGGAGCAAUGACUUUGUUAAUAGCAUUGAUACUGAGUGCCUUUAUCUGUACCAGCUUGGGUGUACCUUGCUCUGUUAGAAAAGCCGGAGACUUGGCCUUUAUUCAGGAUCUUCGUGAGCAAAAAGGAGAAAUCGCCAAGCUUAUUCGGAGCGCGUCCACGCAAGUACAGGGAGACGAAGAUAGGCAUUGGUCACAAGUAAGGGAUCGGUUGCUAUGGUUGAACAAUUGGGGUUCUGAUGAGGAUCGGCCUGGCAAUUCUGAAGCUAUAAGAGGCAUUAUCGGAAACGUUCCCAAGGAUUUCAUCGAAAUGGAGAUUCUAAAAGCUCUUCUCUCCAACUCACGCUAUACCCUUGCUAAAAGCAUCUACGAAGACAGUCCGGAGAAGCCUCUUGCCGCGGAAAUCAUACAGGACACAGUAUACCAAGCAGCCUUGCGUGCUUUUGAUAAUGCUUCCAACCCCAAUCGGUCAAGAGGAGGGUUGAAGAAGUGUGAUGAGAUCAUUCACUCAUUUCCAAAAACAUUAACCAAUACACACCCAGCUACCAAACGGGUGGAGGCCCUAUUACGAUGCACGCAUGCCUUGAGUGAGUACCGACUUACGCUUAAGCAGGGCGAGCCGUUUAAGCCUGUAGUCCUUCGAGUUCACUCCGAUCCAGUAUCGAUAAUCGACAAGGUUCUGGAGCAAAACCCAAAGGCAUACACCCGUCUCCCUGAGUUCUUGGAGAUGGCAGCGAAUAUGGUGCGCGCCGGCAUCACACAACAAGCCCGCUCCAUCAAGUUUGACUCAACGACGGGAGACAACAGCAAGGAGCUUAGCCGGGCAGAGAAAUUCAUUACGGCCCAGUGUAUAGAAGCUGCGCUGAGGGAAGACGAUUUCGAGACAGCAUACUCUUAUGUGGUUAGUCGUCUGGAAACAACCGCCCCCCACGGAACCCAAGCGCCCGCAAACGAAGAAGACGAAUGGUCCUGGAAGGCUGCCCUGAAAGCCGGGCAGUACAUUCGCACCGAGCGCACCCUGCUGCCAACACACCUUGGCAUCGCAAGCGGCAAUCCCGAGAUCCGCCACCUGGAACAGCGCAUCGAGUGCCUGGCCACUGCGCUGCGUGUCGCGCCCACCUCCCAGCUCCAGGAAAUCCUCAAAACGUUCCGGCGUUGCGAGGAGCAGCUGGACUCUGCCAUCAGCGAGGAGGCCGCCGCUGAAGCUUCUUGGGCCGCCGCCGGAGAGGUCCCUGGCGCUUUCGAGUCGUCUACGCCUCAUAAUCCGCACUCGACACGGAAUAUGACGGCCACCGCUGCGGCCAAACAGGCGGAGGAGGCCCCAAUGUCCCUGUUUGACCUAUCGCGGGCAACCGCCAGCGUGGCACAGCGAAACUUCACAAGGCUGUCCAGCCUGUCGUCGCUCGCCACUUCGACACCCUCGGCGCCAUCACCAACUGGAGAACAGGCGCCACAGCGGCUACGGAAGAGGGACCAGCUGAGAGAGGCCGCCACUGGCACGCUCGUCUCUGGAGUAGGCUGGCUGAUUGGGGCAAGCGUUAAUCGAGAACAAACAGAGUCUUGA